Molecule: messenger RNA, 1206 nt
Organism: Candidula unifasciata
Lineage: Eukaryota; Metazoa; Mollusca; Gastropoda; Stylommatophora; Geomitridae
Source: the annotation of a GenBank genome assembly
AUGAUGUGGUUAGCUGUCUUCUCCCGCCAGCAGAGUCACGUGAGACUGUGUCACAGCAUCCGACUGUUGUCUACAUUCAGGUACGAAGACAUGCAGAUCACACUGACAGACAAGCCAGCCAGAAAGCCAGACAAUGACAAGCUAAAAUUUGGUGCAAACAUAUCUGACCACAUGUUAGAAAUUGACUGGACUGAACAACAUGGCUGGGGCUGUCCCCAGAUUAAACCCGUGGAGCCACUGAGAAUACACCCAGCUGCCAAAGUUCUUCAUUAUGCUACAGAGCUGUUUGAAGGCAUGAAAGCAUACAGAUGUGUGGAUAAUAAAAUCAGACUGUUUCGCCCAAUGGAAAACCUUAAUCGAAUGGCAACUACAGCACAAAGGACGGCUCUUCCUGAGUUUGACAAAAUAGAACUACUGAAAUGUUUGAAAAAACUGAUCAGUAUCGAUCAAGAAUGGGUGCCAUAUUCUCAAAGAUGCUCCUUGUACAUCAGACCUACAUUCAUUGGCACAGAGCCAACAUUAGGUGUCUCAUAUUCAAACCAAGCUAAACUGUUUGUGAUCAUUGGACCUGUAGGACCUUAUUUCCCUACUGGAAUGAAGCCUGUCAGUCUCCUGGCUGACCCAGCUUAUGUCCGUGCCUGGCCAGGCGGCUGUGGCAUGUUUAAGAUGGGAAGCAACUAUGCACCAACGAUUAAAAUUCAGGAGAUAGCUGUGAAAAAAUACAACUGCCAGCAGGUGUUGUGGUUGUUCGGUGAUGAUCAUCAGAUGACUGAGGUUGGAACUAUGAACCUGUUUGUGUACUGGAUCAAUGAAAGUGGAGAGAAAGAGUUGAUAACUCCACCAUUAGAUAGUGGGCUGAUUCUUCCAGGCAUUACACGCAAGUCUUUACUUGAGCUGUCCAGACAGUGGAAUGAAUUCAAAGUCUCAGAGCAAGUCAUCACAAUGGCCAGGUUUGUCAAGGCAUUAAAUGAAGGCCGGGUUCAAGAAGUAUUUGGUGCUGGCACAGCUUGCAUUGUCUGCCCAGUGAACAGGAUAUUGUACAAGGGGCAGGAACUGAACAUACCAGCCUCAGAUGACCCCAGCAACCUGACACAGAGAUUCUACAAAGAGGUCAAUGACAUUCAUUUCUAUCGAAAAGCCAGUAGCUGGAUGGAGGCUGUCGAAGAAAAUGAGGAGGAACCGCUUCGCACAUACGAGACUCAGUGA